This is a messenger RNA of Microthlaspi erraticum, 1605 nucleotides long. NCBI's taxonomy places the organism in Eukaryota, Viridiplantae, Streptophyta, Magnoliopsida, Brassicales, Brassicaceae. The record is from the annotation of a GenBank genome assembly.
AUGAGGAACUCACCGUCCAAGCACGGGUCGGGAGGGCAUUCUCGUAAUUUCAACGACGCCACAUGGUUUCCCUUUGUCAAGUCCGGUUUCGGAAUAUCUCCAAACAGAUCAUACGCCGUCUUCUCUCUCCUCAUCCUCCUCAUCGUCGGCGCUUUCAUCUCCCCGCGCCUCCUCCUCGACGACCCCACAGUUCUUCUGAUAGAGAAAGAAGCCGUGACGACGACGAAGACUAAAACCCGUACGAUAUCCCCGAAAUACCCUCGACCAGCUGCAGUAAUUACACAAAAACCACUCGAGUUCACAUUGCACUGCUCCGCCAACGAGACAUGCCCGAGAAACAAUUACACGACGACGGUGAGCUACAGAGAAGAUGAUUCUAAGCUUCCCACGUGUCCCGAUUACUUCCGCUGGAUCCACGAGGAUCUCCGUCCCUGGGCGAAGACUGGGAUCACGAGGGAGGCACUCGAGCGUGCCAAGAAGACGGCGAAUUUCCGGCUCGCCAUCGUCGGCGGGAAGGUUUACGUGGAGAAAUUUCAGGACGCUUUUCAGACGAGAGACGUGUUCACAAUCUGGGGAUUCUUACAGCUUCUUCGUAAGUACCCUGGCAAGAUUCCAGAUCUCGAGCUCAUGUUUGACUGCGUUGACUGGCCUGUCGUUAAGGCUGCGGAAUUCGCCGGGGUAAACGCGCCGUCGCCUCCGCCUCUGUUUCGGUACUGUGGAAACGAGGAGACGCUCGAUAUCGUCUUCCCUGAUUGGUCCUUCUGGGGAUGGUCGGAGGUGAAUAUAAAGCCAUGGGAGAGUCUGUUGAAGGAACUAAGAGAAGGGAACCAGAGAACCAAUUGGAUAAACAGAGAGCCUUAUGCUUACUGGAAAGGGAAUCCAAUGGUCGCAGAGACAAGACAAGAUCUCAUGAAGUGUAAUGUCUCUGAGGAUCACGAAUGGAACGCUCGUUUGUAUGCUCAGGACUGGCUCCGAGAAUCAAAAGAAGGCUACAAGCAAUCAGACUUAGCGAGCCAAUGCCAUCACAGGUACAAGAUCUACAUCGAAGGGUCUGCAUGGUCCGUGAGUGAGAAGUACAUUUUGGCGUGUGACUCGGUGACUCUGCUUGUGAAACCUCAUUACUAUGACUUCUUCACCCGGGGCCUGCUUCCGGCUCACCAUUAUUGGCCCGUUAAGGAGCACGACAAGUGCCGCUCCAUCAAGUUCGCUGUUCAUUGGGGUAACUCUCACAUUCAAAAGGCGCAGGAUAUUGGAAAAACGGCGAGCGAAUUCGUUCAACAAGAACUCAAGAUGGACUAUGUUUAUGAUUACAUGUACCACCUUUUAACCGAAUACUCGAAACUACUCCGGUUUAAGCCCGAGAUUCCACGGAAUGCGGUAGAAAUUUGCUCGGAAACAAUGGCGUGCCCAAGGAGUGGGAACGAGCGGAAGUUUAUGACAGAAUCACUCGUGAAACACCCUGCAGAGACCGGUCCGUGUGCCAUGCCGCCUCCUUAUGAUCCGGCGUCGUAUUAUGCGGUUGUGAAGAGAAAACAGAGUACGGCUAUGGGAAUCCAACAGUGGGAGAUGAAGUACUGGAGCAAGCAGAAUCAAACCGGCUCUUGA